AUGACUCAUACAAUUGUAAAGACUAAUCAGGAAUGGGAUCAAGUCAUUCAGGAUAUCGCUGAUUACGUGUUGAACUUCACUCCAACCUCUGACGAAUCAUUCACCACUGCACAAUACACACUGUUCGAUGCGAUCGGUUGUGGAUUCCUCGCAUUGGCUUUCCCAGAGUGCACAAAAUUGAUGGGACCCGUUGUAGAGGGUACCGUUGUGCCAGAGGGUUGCCACGUGCCAGGCACCGACUAUGUGCUCGAUCCGAUCACCGCUGCCUUCAAUAUUGGUUGUAUGAAUCGUUGGCUCGACUUCAAUGACACCUGGCUUGGAAAGGAGUGGGGACACCCAUCCGAUAACUUGGGUGCCAUCCUCGCUGCCGCCGAGUAUCGUUCCACUCUCAACGUCAAAGCUGGCAAGCCAGCACUCACCAUGCGUGACGUCUUGAUCGCCUUGAUCAAAUCCUACGAGAUUCAGGGUGUCAUCGCACUGGAGAACAGUUUCAAUCGUGUCGGACUCGAUCACGUCGUUCUCGUAAAGGUUGCAUCGACCGCUGUCGUCACUCAGCUCCUCGGUGGAACACGUGAACAAAUCAUGGCUGCCGUCAGUAACGCCUGGCUCGACGGUCAAUCGCUGCGUACCUACAGACACUUCCCAAAUACCGGAAGUCGUAAAUCAUGGGCUGCCGGUGAUGCUGCUUCGCGUGCCGUCCGUCUCGCUCUCUUCUCGCUCAAGGGUGAGAUGGGUUACCCCUCGGUACUGACCACUCCAGGCUGGGGAUUCUACGACGUCUGCUUCAAGGGACAACCAUUCAAAUUCCAACGUCCAUACGGUUCCUACGUGAUGGAGCACGUUCUUUUCAAGGUAAGUUACCCAGCGGAAUAUCAUGCACAGACCGCCGUUGAGUGUGGUAUCAAGCUGCACCCAACCAUCUCAAAGAAGUUGGAUCAAGUCGAGUCGAUCACCAUUACCACUCACGAGUCUGCCAUUCGUAUCAUCGACAAGAAGGGAGCACUCAAGAACCCGGCCGAUCGUGACCAUUGCAUCCAAUAUAUGACAGCGAUCGGUAUGAUCUACGGUGAUUUGGAGGCAUCGCACUACGAAGAUGAGGUCGCUUUGAAGGACGAGCGUAUCGAUCAAUUGCGUGCCAAGAUGACCUGUGUCGAGAACAAGCAAUACUCUGACGACUAUUUGGAUCCAGAGAAGCGUAGCAUUGCCAAUGCCAUCCAAGUCAAAUACACCGACGGAACCUCAUCGGAAGUCGUCGAAGUUCAAUACCCAAUUGGACAUCGUAGACGUCGUCAAGAGGCCAUCCCAUUGUUAUCUCAAAAGUUCUUUGAUUCCAUCAAGAAUCACAAGUUAUCAGCAACCAAUUUCAAACAAAUCGAGAAUAUCUAUAACAACGAAGCUGCAUUCGCUGCCACCUCUGUUAAUGAUUUUAUUAAUUUAUUCGUAGUUUCUAAAUAA
Molecule: messenger RNA, 1455 nt
Organism: Heterostelium album PN500
Lineage: Eukaryota; Evosea; Eumycetozoa; Acytosteliales; Acytosteliaceae
Gene: prpD
Product: MmgE/PrpD family protein
Exons: 1
Coding region: 1-1455 (484 amino acids)
Molecular function (GO): 2 iron, 2 sulfur cluster binding; 2-methylcitrate dehydratase activity
Source: RefSeq, a predicted model, not a curated record